Molecule: messenger RNA, 1734 nt
Organism: Aspergillus wentii DTO 134E9
Lineage: Eukaryota; Fungi; Ascomycota; Eurotiomycetes; Eurotiales; Aspergillaceae
Product: putative spindle poison sensitivity protein Scp3
Exons: 3
Coding region: 1-1734 (577 amino acids)
Biological process (GO): protein polyubiquitination
Molecular function (GO): ubiquitin protein ligase activity; metal ion binding
Source: RefSeq, a predicted model, not a curated record
AUGCAGCUGUCUGCCUCUCGGAACCCUCCUCCUCCUCCGCCACCUCCGAGCUCUUCUUUCUCCGCCAACACCACCGCUUCUCAUUCCCAGGAUCGUCUUUCGGGUGAGAUGAGAAGUCGUGCUCCUCUUCCUGUCCCCUCUGGUGCGCAAUCUCUCCAAAACGGUCAUUCCCGCAAUCCCUCUGGCUUCGACAUGGCUGCCCGCAGUCCCCCCAACCAAAGCAAUACUAAGCAUGUUCCCUGCAAAUUCUUCCGCCAGGGAGCUUGCCAGGCCGGACCUGCCUGUCCAUUCUUACACUCUACCGAUGCUGCGAUCGACUAUGCGCCUUGCAAGUAUUUCACCAAGGGAAACUGCAAGUUCGGAACAAAGUGUGCGCUGGCGCAUAUACUUCCAGAUGGACGACGAGUCAAUCGACCGAACCCUAGUCUAGGAAUGGGAGGAAGCCAUCUCAACCUGGGCGGUCGUGUCAAUCCGCAAGCCUAUGUCAACCAGGAUUCUGCCUUGACAAACUCGGUACUUUCGCAACAGCGGAUGAAUGGCCACGAUCACCGAUAUGCGUCUCAACUUCCUCCCCAGGAAGAAUUCGCCGCUCUGCAUGCGCAGCAACAACCGCCGUACGAUGCGAUUCCCACGAUCGAUACGGGCUUGGCUUCGGAUGCUGGUUCCAAGUAUGGAUCACCUGUAGAAGAUAUUCGAUUCCCCAUGUCUCCAAACCACCGCCACUUGACAGCGCUCGAUGCACCGCUUCCCGCGUCCUUCGAUAGUCAAGGAAUCUCACACGCCGCUCGUUAUGGCCCUGUCGCCGCCUCCAUGCCAUCAAAGUUCGGGUUGGAACUGUCUCCGCCGGCCCAAAGAAUGGGAGCGCCUUCGGAUGCGCUUCGACAUCUUCGUGAUACUGCCUAUGGUACUGACUUGAGGAAGCCCACAAACUCUUCCUUCAUGGGGUCCUCUCCUCCUGGUGUACCAGAUGAUGCCUUUGGUCCACGGUUCCUACACUCCCAAAGACAGGUGAAACCGCGGGUGCUCUCGGCCAGUGUUCCUCGGCCCACGGCAUUGGAUGACUGGGAAGACAGCAAUUUCCCGAUGGAAGAAGAUUACCUACCCAUGAACCUGCAUGAUGAUGUCCUCACGCCACAGGAGAGACUGCGACGACUUUCACGAACGGAUAACGAGCUUAGCUCGAGCCACCGCGACCUCAGUGGUCUGGGAAUGACGGGAACGAGUCUUGGGAAGGUUGGCUCACCUCUAGCAUCUAGUCCAUCCCGGUUUGGCGCUCUGUUUGCCAAACAACGCCAAAAGAAAGAAGAGGAUGCUCACGGAACCUCGUUUACACACAUCGGUUCGCCCCUCCGUGAAUCUUCGUUGAGUCUGGGUACCAGCCCCAGCCUGAGGCCUAUUGGUAGCCGGCACAUUUCUGGCGAGGUCUCACCGUUUGUGUCCAGUCCCGCUCGGCAACCAUCGACAUCUAUGAUUUCUCAGCAGCUUAGUGGCAUGUCUCUCCACCCUGGCUCUGCUCGUCAUUCUUCAUCUGUGGGCUCCAGCAGCCGCUUGGAUCGUGCCGUCUCAUCACCAGUCAACACAAGCACCAUUGAUGAGGAGCAGAGUGAUUUGGUCUUUUCCAUGGAAGAGGAAGAGAACAACAAACGGAACAGCGCGUCUUGGAGUACUGAGAAGACUGGCGAGAACGACGAUGAGGAAUCAACACCCACCAGCAGCCUGAGCUUCCAGCCAUAG